CUUCUGUUGUUACAUUUGCUGUCGCUGCCUACCGACAAAUGGAAAGCCAAUGUCCUGCAGUUUUUGAUGGAGACUUAUGGAUCUUCGGGCAGGACUUCAAGGCUUCUGCGCAGUUGAGGGGCGUUCAAGAUCUGUCAGUGACGGAGCUGCUACUUGGAACGCUGCUGGGAGGUCGGGCGAAAGCAGCAUAUGAAAGUGUGAGCCGAAAUAACGACGAAUGUUCGACAGGGUCAGGCAAACAGUUUCCAAAGUGGGUGGGACCACAUAUGGUCACGUCGAGAUGGGGUUACGCAGACACAGUCGCAAUAGCGAACAAUGAGAGACGCGUGAACGUCAGCGAGCUCCAGAAAUGGAUACAGCGAGACAAGCCAACGAUGACGCCUGCACCAAGAAGAUCAAGCCAACUUCAGUCGCAAGUCUUUGACGGGGGGACGAGUGUGGUGAGAGCAGGCUGCUAGCCGAUUGGUUGGCACUAAUCCACGUUAAGGUCUAGGUCACUAAUAUGGGCCGUGAGAAAAUAUGAACAAGGCUGAGUCAACAACCAAUCACAGCAAAGUUAACGUGGCAAAAUAUGAUUCGCAGAUAGAGAACUCUAUUUGUCAAGGAAUCCCGAAACAACCAAUCAGAAGCCUGCGUUUGUCUACCUAACUUCUGAUAAACAACCAAUCAGAUGACUGCGCUUGUCUAUAAUAAUGUAGUUGAAAUAUGUAUAAAUACGUGUUGAUUUUCAUAAUAAAACGAUCUGUUGCUUCGCCCUUGUCUUCUGUUGUUACAGUAGU
Messenger RNA from Trichobilharzia regenti, 779 nucleotides. The record is from the annotation of a GenBank genome assembly. Lineage: Eukaryota; Metazoa; Platyhelminthes; Trematoda; Strigeidida; Schistosomatidae.